AUGGAGUAUCAUAUGCUUGAAGCACGCGCCCAAGGACGCGGCCGUCGUCUCGCAGCCGGCGCCAUCGCCGGUAUCGCCAUCGCCGGCUUCGUCGUCUUUGUGGCCUUCCUCCUCUGCUGCUACUGCUGCUGCUUCCGCAAGAAGCGCGCCCGAAACCAGGAGAAGGUCCACUACGGCGGCCCUCCCAUGGCCCACCAGAACGGCGGCGGUGGCUUCAUGGGCAAGCUCAACGGCAUG
Messenger RNA from Pyricularia pennisetigena, 237 nucleotides. RefSeq lists its product as uncharacterized. The record is from RefSeq and is a predicted model, not a curated record. Lineage: Eukaryota; Fungi; Ascomycota; Sordariomycetes; Magnaporthales; Pyriculariaceae. The annotation marks the transcript as partial. The transcript is spliced from 2 exons.